AUGCUCUUCGAGAAACCCAAACAUCAUCACCACCAUCGUGUAAGCGAAUUUCAAGCUGUUGUGCUCGCGGGCUACGGUAGCAGCAACAGGCUCUAUCCUAUCUCUGAGGAAGACAAUAUGCCCAAGGCAUUGCUUCCUGUUGGAAACAAGCCUGUUAUUUCAUAUACGUUAGAAUGGCUUGAAAAGGCUGGUAUCCAUGACAUCAUCGUCGUCAUCCAAGCUAUUGGAAGCGCACCACAAAAGUUGUCAGCUUACCUCAGAACCUACAGUGGAAAUGUACAUUGUCAAGUUGUCAGUGUUGAUGAAGACGAUGAAACAGCUGAUGCAUUGAGAGCUAUCAAGGACAAGAUUGACAGAGAUUUUAUAGUGGUUCCUUGUGAUCUUAUUACUGAACUUAACCCUCGCGACUUUUUUGACGCACAUAGAGUCUGUGAUCCCACUUUUAGUGCAUUAUUCUACGAGCCCGGAUCAACUGAAAGUGCUAGCAAAGACGAUGAUCUUUUACCUUAUGUAGGUAUUGAUUCUACUCGCAAUGCACUUGUUUACAAAGCACUCAGAUCAGAAGACGAGGACUUCUCUAUGCGCAUGUCCUUAUUAAACAAGUUUCCUCGCGUUAGAGUUCACACGGAUUUGCAAGAUGCACACUUGUAUAUUUUUAAGAGAUGGAUCAUUGAUAUGUUGGUUGAAAAGGAAAACAUUACAAGCAUUUCAAAGGAUCUGAUACCAAUGCUGGUGAAAUGUCAAUACCAAAAGAAACUAGUCGAGAGGGAACAGAUUGAGAAGUACUCUUCGACUUACGAAAACUUGCUUGCCAAUGCACUUUCCCUGUCCACAACUCAAUCUACUGAUAUUGAUGACGAACUAUUUAUGGAUGAUCCUAUCCAUUCCAGCUUCAAGAGCCCUAUAAAGACCUACGUUCACGUUUACAGAGGUGGAUUCUGCGGUCGUGGCAAUACAACUGCAAGCUACAAUGAAUUAAAUCGUUAUGCUACAAAGCAGGGUGCAUCGAUCACUCGUGUACCUUCCAGUGCAGAGGUUGCUCCUAGAACACAAGUUGGUAAUGACUCGAUUAUUGGUGAAUACACCAAGAUUGAUGAAAGAUCUUCCGUGAAGAAGUCUUGUGUUGGCGCACAUUGUGUCAUUGGAAAGAACGUUAAGAUUGCUAAUUCCGUCAUUAUGGACCACGUGGUUAUUGGCGACAAUGUUAAAAUCGAAGGCUGUAUCAUCUGUAACAAUGCAAAGAUUCACGAGAAGGCUUCAAUGAAGGAUUGCGAUGUUGCAGGCGGAUACAUUGUGGAUAAAGACAGCCAAUUGAAGGGAGAGAAAUUAGUCGCUUUUAGAGAAGCUAUUUAA
Messenger RNA from Mucor velutinosus, 1353 nucleotides. RefSeq names its product Meiotic recombination protein dmc1 (gene DMC1). The record is from RefSeq and is a predicted model, not a curated record. Gene Ontology annotation, biological process: biosynthetic process; cytoplasmic translational initiation. Gene Ontology annotation, cellular component: guanyl-nucleotide exchange factor complex; eukaryotic translation initiation factor 2B complex. The transcript has 10 exons. Lineage: Eukaryota; Fungi; Mucoromycota; Mucoromycetes; Mucorales; Mucoraceae. Gene Ontology annotation, molecular function: translation initiation factor activity; guanyl-nucleotide exchange factor activity. The coding region runs from base 1 to 1353 and encodes 450 amino acids.